AUGUCUUCUUCUUUAAGAAAGGAAUUUCUCAAGAGAAGAUAUAAAGAUAUAUCCGCCUCUCCCUCUCCUACCUCCUCCUUCUCGGAGCGUGCGGAGUCGUUCGUCGACGCCGUGCUAGCCGCGGCCGACGAUGACUCCGCCGCUGCCGCCGCUCCUACCCGCGCCGCUGCCACCGCUCCCACCGCCGCCGCCGCCGCCUCUGCUGCGCUAUUCGCUCUCACGUCGCCCCUUAGGGUAACGACGCCGUCCCCGCCGCUACCCGUAACGCCCGGCCCCUCGGCCCCCGCCUCCGUCUCCGCCACCCCCGCCGGCGCCGCCCGCUCGGCCCCCUAUAUGCGUUGUGCGUCGCAGGAGCUCGACUGCUCCGACUAG
Hirsutella rhossiliensis is the source of this 372-nucleotide messenger RNA. RefSeq lists its product as uncharacterized. The coding region runs from base 1 to 372 and encodes 123 amino acids. The transcript is spliced from 3 exons. The record is from RefSeq and is a predicted model, not a curated record. NCBI's taxonomy places the organism in Eukaryota, Fungi, Ascomycota, Sordariomycetes, Hypocreales, Ophiocordycipitaceae.